AUGAACAUCAAAAACAGCAAAAGGAAUAUAUUUCUAUUAAUUCGUAUUCUUACAGCUGAGGCACAUGGGUUUAUUUUCGACUCUUUUGGUUUCGGUGGUUGUCGACCAAUUACGAUGUUUUGUCAUUUGUCAUGCGCAAACGGAUAUGAGAAAGAUGGCGCUGGUUGCGAUAUCUGCCACUGUAAAGGAGUGGACACUCAUCUUCUGACGGGGGACGGAAGUCACCACCACAUUAAAAAUCCAUGUAUUCCUCACCAGAUGAAUUGCCCUUUGAAUUGUGAAUAUUACGUCAAGGGCGGAACCGGAUGUGAAUUUUGUAUGUGCGACAAUUCUCAUCACAACACAGUACAGCCAUCAUCAGACAAACCCACAACUUCUUCAGCUACAUCAGCGCCAAAAACUGCAGCCCCAACAACUUCCGCUUCCGGUAACACUACUGGCGUGACUACUCAUGAUCCAAUCGACUGCGAGCUUACAAAACAAGUCUGUGACCAAAAGUGUCAUGGCGAGUAUCUCAUUGAUCACAAAGACUGCACGUUUUGUGUUUGUAAAUCUGACCUUGGUUAGAUACCUGGAUUGCUGUUCUAAGCUGUCCUGUAU
Molecule: messenger RNA, 600 nt
Organism: Saccostrea echinata
Lineage: Eukaryota; Metazoa; Mollusca; Bivalvia; Ostreida; Ostreidae
Exons: 4
Coding region: 1-567 (188 amino acids)
Molecular function (GO): serine-type endopeptidase inhibitor activity
Source: RefSeq, a predicted model, not a curated record